AUGGAUUAUCACAACAGAGCAGGUUCUAAAAAAGGUGGUGGUGGGAUAGCAACUGACUCCCAAUUUAAUAGACAAAGACGUCAACAAAUAGAAGAAUUAUUGAGUGGAGACAGUAACAUUCCAUUCACUUUCCAAGAAAAUGAAAUAUCCACCACUGUCCCAGAUUCAAGUAGGCAAAACCCGUAUAUCUAUAAGAAUCACUCGGGGAAAUUAGUAUGCAAAUUGUGUAAUACCAUGCACAUGUCUUGGACCAGUGUGGAACGUCAUUUAAGGGGCAAGAAGCACGGUCUAAAUGUUAUUAGGAGAAAUAAUUUCGUUAGUGGCGGUGGUAUUCGAACAAGUGGAACUACGGGAAACAUUGAAGAUUCUAAGAUGGCUUUAGCAUUUCAAAGAGAAGUUGAGACCAUGAGACAACAAUUAAAGUAUGAUAAAGGAUUACCUAAGGUUAAUCUUGUCAGUAUCAAAGACCCCAAGACAGAUAAUAAAGGUAUUUCUGUUAGAAUCAUAUAUCCUAAUGAGAGUCAAAUACAAAAAGAUGAAAGUGAAGAAAAAGUAAAUAACGAUGAAACCAAAGAGUCAGUCACUCAACAGGAGUAUCCACCUUUCCUAAGAGUAGUUACCGGUUUAGAGUUGUCGAGUUCUAAAGAUAGAAACAAGAAAUUUUUGGUUGUAUCUUUUCCACCAUUUGAAAAUGUAGCCAUUGAAAUACCUUCACAGAGCAAUAUAGUUGGUGGCAAGAAUCUAACUAACGAUAAAAAUAAGAAUGAAUUCACUGUAUACGUAGAUGAUUUGAAUCAUGAUUGUACGUUGUGGGAUCCUGAUAGUCAUACUUUCUUUGUUCAAUGUUAUUUUCUCAGUUCAGAAGGUAAAAAAUACUAA
Molecule: messenger RNA, 879 nt
Organism: Arxiozyma heterogenica
Lineage: Eukaryota; Fungi; Ascomycota; Saccharomycetes; Saccharomycetales; Saccharomycetaceae
Gene: PRP11
Product: spliceosome assembly protein PRP11
Exons: 1
Coding region: 1-879 (292 amino acids)
Biological process (GO): spliceosomal complex assembly
Cellular component (GO): catalytic step 2 spliceosome; U2 snRNP; U2-type prespliceosome
Molecular function (GO): nucleic acid binding; zinc ion binding
Source: RefSeq, a predicted model, not a curated record